UGAAGGGCAGUAGUCGAAAGGAGCUCGACCUGGAAAGGUCUCCCAGCGGUCACAAAUUACACAAAAAGUCUUAAAACGCGAAUUAAAUAAGCAGUUUUUCAUAUAGUAAAUUCGUUGAAAAUCAAAAAUUAAAAUGGCAAGAACGGUCAGGGUUAACCUUGAUGAUGUGGUGAUGUCCUUGGGGCAAUAAGGGUUACAUACGUAGUUUUAUAGAGUGUGCUUGGAAUGCUUUUUGUGUAACCGUUUACGUUAUGUUAUAAGGCAAUCAAGCUGUGAGUCACGUGAUAUCAAGAACAUAUGUAUAUGAUGUAUCUUGUUUCACUUAUUUCCUUAAUAUAUUAAUUAAAUUGCGGGCAAUGUUAAGAGAAUUGAUGGUGAAGUUUUUUUUGGAAAUAGUAUUACUCCUUGGGCUGGUCCAUUGUGACUAUUGCACAAGGCCUCUGGCCAAAAAUGUACCCAGAAUCAUCAACGAAGUUGUAACCAACGAAAAUAAGCAUAUACCUCUCGUUACCGGGCCGGAAUCCAAACCGCAGAUUUCUUUGGAGCCGUCUCCCGUCCGCCACGGCUGGUUCAAGGUGGAGCGGGUGCUGCUAAGUUCCUGCAAGCGCUAUCCGCUGACCAAGGAACAGCAGUCCUUCUUCGAGUUGGUUACCGAGGCCUGCGUGGGCACAUCUGAUUCCCGGCGCCAGCGGGCCCUCCAAACCCUCACCACUGAUCCUUCGAUAGAGGUGUUGCUGCCCACGCUGACCAUGUUCAUCGCGGACGCAGUGGCUAUCAACGUGAAACAGCAGGACAUGGCGAUGCUCUUUUACCUUAUGCGCAUGAUUAGAUCCCUGUUAGGAAACCAUCGCUUUAGCUUGUUGCAAUAUCUCCACCUGCUCCUGCCAGCCGUUCUAUCCUGCGUGCUGGCGAAACAAGUGUGCGCAUCUCCUGACUCGGAUGACCACUGGGCCUUAAGGGAGUACUCCGGAAAUAUAAUGGGCCAUAUAGGGCGCCAGUUCGACGCUGCCGACACUAGCAUUUUGCCCAGAGUCAUUGGGGUUUACAAAAAGGCGCUAUUGAUGAAGCCACUGACGACGGUGUUCGGAGCAGUCAUUGGCCUGGGAAAGUUGGGGAAUCGCGCAGUACGCGCCUGCAUUGUGCCUCAAUUAAAGUAUCUAUCUGAACACACCGCGCCUUACAUGACCACCAGCGAAGACAGACUGGCAGCAAAGUACAUUCGCCAUCGGGUGGUGAAGAUGUGCACUCCCGUGCUUUUUAGUUUACAUCAACCACCUGAUCUGCCAGAACAGUACAUGGACAAAUAUGGAUCUUUGGGCCUGCUGUUGAGCGAUUCCGUUAAAGUGAUGCGUAUGAAGACACAAGCAGGGGCUGAAGCCAAGGCGGAAACAGAAGUGGCGUUAAAAAAAAUGGCUGCAGAACACCAUUGCACCAGAAUGGCAGGAGUUCUAUAUAUCAGCUCCAACGGUCCUAUCUCUGGCAACCAGCUGCCCGGCAAUGGCGUUCGUCACACAAGCCAAGCAUCCCAAUCUGGCUAUUCAAUUCAACCUAUAAAUGUGAAUACCCAAACGCAAAAUUCGGGCACUCCAAUGCUUCAGUACCAAAAGCAGGCUACUAAUUUGAAGCCUUCGGACUGCAUGGUUUCCCAAUCGAUGCAAUUCAAAAACGCUUUAAUUUCGCCCACUUCCCAGCGCUCCGUUUCGCAAUCCAGGAACGAAAUGCAUUUGAAGCCCAACAAUGUUUGUGUUCGUCCACCCGCCAUAAAUGGAUUUGGUCGUACGCAAUCCCAUAACGGCAGAAUGCCCAUUAAUUACUUAGUUUAAUAGCCGAUCUCUGUAAAAAUAUUCAUACUUUAUUCACUUUAAUAAUAAUAAACUUGUUCAGUUU
Drosophila yakuba is the source of this 1887-nucleotide messenger RNA. RefSeq names its product transcription initiation factor TFIID subunit 6 (gene mia). Gene Ontology annotation, cellular component: SAGA complex; transcription factor TFIID complex; SLIK (SAGA-like) complex. Gene Ontology annotation, molecular function: RNA polymerase II general transcription initiation factor activity; transcription coactivator activity; protein heterodimerization activity. The transcript is spliced from 4 exons. The coding region runs from base 357 to 1823 and encodes 488 amino acids. Lineage: Eukaryota; Metazoa; Arthropoda; Insecta; Diptera; Drosophilidae. The record is from RefSeq and is a predicted model, not a curated record. Gene Ontology annotation, biological process: transcription initiation at RNA polymerase II promoter; RNA polymerase II preinitiation complex assembly.